Camellia sinensis is the source of this 1400-nucleotide messenger RNA. Lineage: Eukaryota; Viridiplantae; Streptophyta; Magnoliopsida; Ericales; Theaceae. The record is from RefSeq and is a predicted model, not a curated record.
AUUCCUCAUUUCCAUACACCAAAACCACUCCAAAAAUUUUGAUAUAGCCAAAGAUCAAUCGCCUCGAUCAUAAGGAAGAAUGUUUAGUGAUUGAAAGUGAGAAAAACUUGAGAGUUAGCCACUUUCCAUACCACAAACUCCAUAAACUCCAUAAUUUUGAAUUGAGGAUUUGAGAACACACUUCCUACACUUGAGGGUGAUCAAGAGGAAGUUUGGAAAUCAAGAAGUUCAAUCUUUCUUUGGAAGCAAGGUAGUCGAGCACUAUAGCUUCCGAAAGGUCUAAUAUCCCCCAAGUUCUGUGGACCCGCGUUGGUAGACUUUGCAAAAGUACAGAUUUGGUUCAGGGUCAGCCAGUGUUAGUUUCUUUGCCACCGGUUACACGAAGAAAAGCAAAAGCUUCAUCAACUGUCCAGAAUACCCCUUCUUCACCUGCUAGAUCAUCACCACUUAACUCACCAGAAUCAGUGAUGGCUCAAAUUCCAGAAAAUAUAGCAGACAUACUGCUGGGCCUUCAACGGAGCAUGGAUAUUGUUACCACUACGGUUUCUGCCCAGGGCACUACUCUUGCUGCUCAAGGCAAUACUCUUGCUGAACUGCAACGCUCAUCUAGGGCAUCCAUUACUCAACCACCUCCGGUGACCCAGCCAGUUCCACCUCCACCUCCACCGGUUGACGAGUUUCCCGAACCUAAUUCACCAGAAGAUCUGAGGGUUCCUGCACAAACUUCAGGAGGAUCAUUUCCUCUUCCACAACCAGUGGGAGGGCUCCAUCCCUCUGAAGCACCUGAGUCUGACUCAACUAUGUUGAAGCUGGCCAAGUUGGAAAAACUUUUCAAAAAGGCACAAGGAGUCAAUUCAAUCCCGGACAUCGAAGACGGGUACACUGAGACAGCUGUGAAGUUGCCAGAACGGUUUAAAAUGCCACACAUUGAUAGGUUUGAUGGCUCCGGUGACCCAAUGGUGCACAUUUGCCUAUUCUCUGAUGUCUUAAAGCCUAUGGGUUUGACUCGUCCGCAAAAGCUUUCUUUAUUCGGACGAACUUUGUUAGGAGUGGCUGCCAUCUGGUACGCCAAGUUAGAGGACUCGGUAAAACAAAGUUGGGAAGAGUUAGCCGGGGCCUUUAUCACCCAGUAUGCUUAUAACACCCAGAUUGAAGUGACUACUCGGGAAUUAGAAGCCACCCGUCAAGAGCCCAAUGAAAGUUUCAUGACCUUUAUCACCAGAUGGAGGGCAAAAGCAGCAAUGAUGACCAACAGACCACUUGAAAAGGACCAAAUUCGUAUGAUAGUCAGAAAUCUACAUGGAAAGAUGUUACAAAAAAUGAUAGUCCCCCCGCUCUUCACUUUUAAUGACUUAAAAGAGAUAGGGGUUCAGAUAGAGGAUGCCAUCAAACAGGGAAUU